Molecule: messenger RNA, 471 nt
Organism: Staurois parvus
Lineage: Eukaryota; Metazoa; Chordata; Amphibia; Anura; Ranidae
Source: the annotation of a GenBank genome assembly
UGUACAUACACAUACACACACAGAAACAUGUACACACACGCACAGAGACACAUGUACACACACAGGCAUGUACAGACACUCAUACACACAGAUACAUACACACAUGUACAUACACACAGACAUGUACAGAUACACAAAUGUACAUACACACAGACACAUGUACAAUUGUACAUGCGCGCGCGCGCGCGCGCACACUGCCAUCCCCCCCCCCCCAUAAAAAGUUGCAGUACUUCGUUGUUCACUCACAGAUCCGGGUACUGCACUCUAGGGGGAGGCAGAGAGCACAUCACACACUCCUUGCUUUGCUUUCACUGCACUCAGCUAUUGAGCAGUUUGACGGCACCCAGUGCCAAUGACAGAUCCGGCCUGAGCUCCAAGCCUGCUCAGCAAGGUGGCCCUGGGGGACACACUUGCCCCCACCAUAAUUUCCACUCGCCACUGGCGAGCAGGCGGGUGGAAAUUUCAAGCCCU